Cylicostephanus goldi is the source of this 147-nucleotide messenger RNA. The record is from the annotation of a GenBank genome assembly. NCBI's taxonomy places the organism in Eukaryota, Metazoa, Nematoda, Chromadorea, Rhabditida, Strongylidae.
AUGCAUAUAUCCCGAACCUGUAGCGCUGUUGCCCGGCAAGCUUUGAUGCGUGCAUGGCAGGUGCAAGCUCCUGCGGAACCAUUGCAGUUGAAUAUGGUACCCAAGCCAGUGAUUACAGCAUCGGACCAAGUUCUGGUCAGAGUUAAG